AUGGCAACUCUCAGUAGAAUCGUUGAGUUGUGCCUGCUGCUCCCAUCACUCUGCCACAUCGCGGUAGCUGUGUCGCAGGGUGACUUGGCAAACUACAAAAUAGCUUCUUUCUCGUACGAGGAUCCUCACUCCAACCCCAACGCCAAAUUCAACCACUUCACCAUCGAUCAGGAAUCGGGGGAUGUUUAUGUCGGGGCUGUCAAUAGGCUCUUCAGACUUAACAGCAGUUUUGAUCACGAGAAGAACAUCACCACGUACAACAACACAGAUCGCCCUGAUAGAGACUCUAACUACAACAAAAUCUUGAUCAUUUACCCUCCCCUGGGACUGAUAACCUGUGACAGCGAAAACAAUGGUCAGUGCCAGCUGCGGAAUUUGAUAGAUUUGUCUGUAAUCAUGAGCACUGUGUAUCCCGUAACAUCGAUCGCAGAGAAGGCUUCUGUGGCUACAAUUGGUCCAGGGCGGAAUCAAAAAGAUUAUUUGUAUGUGGGAGCAACAUUUGAUCAAUCUGACCGUCGCAAUAUCCCGCUGAUUUCUAGAAGAAGGCUAAAAUACGGUAGUGGAUUCUUGGCGGCAUCGAGUGAAUAUGACAUUGUAUUUGGCAGGAGAUAUCUCGCUGAUACAAUUAUCAAUUACAUCAAGGUGUUUUCUUUUCGAGGAUUUACUUAUUUCGUAUCAUUUCACCUUGCAUCUAAACUCAGUCGCGUUUGUCAAGACGGCGCUAAUCUAGACUCGUACACAGAAAUUACCCUACAGUGCAGUGGAUCAGAUGGCAGUGUGACAGCUUGGUGCAAGCAGCUCACUUUGGACCAGCAGGACCUGAUCUAG
This is a messenger RNA of Patiria miniata (bat star), 828 nucleotides long. Its product is annotated as plexin-B-like. Gene Ontology annotation, cellular component: semaphorin receptor complex. Lineage: Eukaryota; Metazoa; Echinodermata; Asteroidea; Valvatida; Asterinidae. The transcript has a single exon. The record is from RefSeq and is a predicted model, not a curated record. Gene Ontology annotation, molecular function: protein binding; semaphorin receptor activity. The coding region runs from base 1 to 828 and encodes 275 amino acids. Gene Ontology annotation, biological process: regulation of cell migration; semaphorin-plexin signaling pathway involved in axon guidance; regulation of cell shape.